AUGACGAAAAUCGUCAUUCAAAACGUUCGUGUCUUCGACAGCGAGGCUAUCUUGGAGCCCAGUAACGUCGUCAUCACCCGGUCCGCCGGAGACAUACAGGACUACAUGGACGACGGCUCUGCGACCGAGACCUCUGACAUCGUCGUCGACGGGCGAGGCUGCACACUGAUUCCCGGCCUCAUAGACGUCUGCGCUAACAUCAAGGGCGCCAACGCCGCCCUCGGCACCUUCGCAUCGCACGGCGUCACAACCGUCAUCGACCUGAGCAGCAACACCCAGCAAUGCCAGGCCUUGCGUAUAUACGCCGCCGGCCGGACGAGACUGCCGACCGUCUUCACCAGCGGAACCGAGGCGGUGCUGGCACGGGAUCCUCAACCACACGUCUACGACAACCAGAACGAGGUGGUCAUACGCACGACCGAGGAAGCCGUGGCCUUUGCCGCCGCGAGGGCGAGCGGUCCGGACCGUGCCGACUUCGUCAGAGUCGUCGUCGACCUUCAUUCCCCCAACGACGCCCUCCUCAAGACCAUCGUCGAUGCCGCGCACGCCCACGGCAAGCUGACCGUCGCCCGCGCCACCGGCAAAGCGUCCUACGAGCGUGCCAUGCGCGCCGGCUUCGAUGUCUUCGCCCAUGCACCGCUCGACGCGCCCCUCGAUUCCGCUCUGGCGCGGGGGAUGGCCGCUCAGGGGAAGGUCUUCGUGCCGGCGUUGAGAAUGAUGCAAAGACGCGCGCCAGGCGGGGCUGACGUAGAGGCACGGCGGCCGUCCGCGCCGCCUGGCUUCCCCAUCCCGGGUCUCUCUGGCCGCCGGGGAGACGACGACGCCGAGGAGAACAAUACCGCUGUUGCCGACGCCGGGUCUCUGCAGCACAGCAACCCGGGCGCCACGCCAGGCGGUAACUACGAGAACGCGGCCGCGAGCGUGCGCACGCUCUACGAGGCCGGGGUGACCAUCUGCGCCGGGACGACGGCGAACCUGGUGCCCGGCGCGCAGAUACCCUUCGGAGAGAGCCUGCACGAGGAGCUGGAGCUGCUAGUGGACGCGGGCAUGGCGCGGCUGGACGCUCUGCGCUCGGCGACGUGCGUCGCUGCCGCGGCGUUCCGGCUCCAAGAUCGCGGCAUCGUCAGGGGCGGCCUGAGGGCUGAUCUGCUGCUCAUUGAUGGCAACCCAUUGGAGGACAUCUUGGCGACGCGCAAGAUCAAGAGGGCUUGGAUCCAGGGCGAGGAUAUCGAACUUGCGAGGACGCAUUGA
Molecule: messenger RNA, 1251 nt
Organism: Colletotrichum chrysophilum
Lineage: Eukaryota; Fungi; Ascomycota; Sordariomycetes; Glomerellales; Glomerellaceae
Exons: 1
Coding region: 1-1251 (416 amino acids)
Molecular function (GO): hydrolase activity, acting on carbon-nitrogen (but not peptide) bonds
Source: RefSeq, a predicted model, not a curated record